ACAUGGCCGUCAACGGCGAGAGCGGCACGGCGUCGGUCCAGAGGGACCCGUCGAGCAACGGAGACUUCCGCGACACGGAGAAGCUGCUGGCCGCCGCCCCGCCCGCCGCCGGCGGCGGCGGGCCGUGCCGCUCGCCGGACCGGCGCGGCAGCAUCCGCUCGCUGGACUCCGAGCAGAACGGCCGCCGCUCGCCGCUCAAGUCCGGCUCGGCGGGCCAGCUGGCGGCCGCGCCCGUGUCGUCGUCCCGCCUCAGCCUGGCGUCCGGCGGGCCGCAGGGUGGCGGCGCGCCGCCCGGCCCGGCGCCGCCCAGCUACCUGUGGCUGGCCGUCCUCUCCUGCCUCUGCCCCGGCGUGCCGCUCAACGUGUGCGCCUUGUGGUACGCCAGCGUGUCUCGCUCGGUGCUGAACAACGGCGACGUGGAGGCGGCGCGCAAGUACGGCCGCCUGUCUCUGCUGCUCAGCCUCCUGGCCAUGCUGCUGGGCGUGGUCGUCAUCGUCUUCAUCGUCUUCACCAUCGAGCUCCAGCAGUGAGCGCGGGGCACGAGCGGCGUCUUAAGCUCCCCCCGCAGCGGCGAGGACGAGAUGGAAAAGCACAAACGCUAGCGGAAGAAAAAGAAGAAGCGGCGAUGUGACGGAAGACAAAGCGUGACAUGGGUCCGGUCGCGCUUGACCCGAAAAGACCCGCCGGGCCAGAAUCGGAGGGGGGAGGGGCUUAAGACAAACACGCACGCGCACGCGGUGCCCGGCUGCCCCGCUGGCGACCGGGCGCCGACGGCUGGGC
Messenger RNA from Hippocampus zosterae (dwarf seahorse), 780 nucleotides. RefSeq names its product trafficking regulator of GLUT4 1-like. The record is from RefSeq and is a predicted model, not a curated record. Bases 3 to 530 code for a protein of 175 amino acids. Lineage: Eukaryota; Metazoa; Chordata; Actinopteri; Syngnathiformes; Syngnathidae. The transcript is spliced from 3 exons. Gene Ontology annotation, cellular component: membrane.